AUGGAAUUAAAGAUGGAGGUCGGAAAAGAGUGUUUUCCUAAACAAAGGCAAGUCCUGAUUCUCUUUCUCAUGUUGGGAGUGGCUCUGGCAGGCUGGAAAUCCCGACGCUAUUCCGUGAUGGAGGAAACAGAGAGUGGUUCGUUUGUGGCCAAUCUGGCCAAGGACCUGGGGCUGGGAGUUGGGGAGCUAGCCGCGCGGGGAGCCCGGGUGGUCUCUGAGGAUAACGAACCCCGCUUGCAGCUUGAUUUGCAUACCGGGGAAUUGAUACUGCAUGAGAAACUGGAUCGGGAGGAGAUGUGCGGCCCCACAGAUCCAUGUGUAAUGCAUUUCCAAGUGUUACUGAAAAAACCACUGGGAGUAUUUCGAGCAGAACUACUGGUGAGAGACAUAAAUGAUCAUUCUCCUGAGUUUCCUGAAAGAGAAAUGACUCUGAAAAUCUCAGAGACUAGCCCUCCUGGAACCGUGUUUCCACUGAAAAAAGCCCAGGACUUGGACGUGGGCAACAACAACAUCCAAAAUUACAGUAUCAGUUCCAACCCUCAUUUCCAUAUUUCUACCCGCACCCGGGGGGAUGGCAGGAAAUACCCAGAGCUGGUACUGGACAAAGAGCUGGAUCGCGAAAAGCAGGCCGAACUCAGCUUAACCCUCACAGCGCUGGAUGGCGGCUCUCCACCCCGGUCUGGCACCGCCCAGGUUCGCAUCUUGGUCUUAGACGUCAAUGACAAUGCCCCUGAAUUUGCACAGACACUCUACCAGGUGCAAGUUCCAGAGAACAGCCCUGUAGGCACGCUAGUAGUCAAGGUCUCUGCUAGAGAUUUAGACACUGGGACAAAUGGGGAAAUAUCAUACUCCUAUUUUUAUAGUUCCCAAGAAAUAAGCGCAACUUUUGAGCUAAACAACCUUUCAGGAGAAGUUCGCCUACUUAAAAAAUUAGAUUUUGAGACAAUAUCUUCAUAUGAGCUGGAAAUAGAUGCGACUGAUGGUGGGGGGCUUUCUGGAAGAUGUUCUGUCUCCAUUGAGGUGGCGGAUGUUAACGAUAACUUCCCAGAACUAACGAUUUCAUCACUCACCAGCCCCAUUCCUGAAAAUUCUCCAGAGACAGAAGUGGCCUUGUUUAGAAUUCGAGACCGAGACUCGGGGGACAACGGAAGGAUGACUUGUUCCAUCCAGGAUGAUCUUCCCUUCGUCCUGAAGCCAUCAGAAGAGAAUUUCUACACCCUGGUAACAAAUGGGGCGUUAGACAGAGAGACAAGACCCGAGUACAACAUCACCAUCACCGUCACCGACUUGGGGACCCCCAGGCUGAAAACGCAGCACAACAUAACCGUGACGGUCUCCGACGUCAACGACAACGCCCCCGCCUUCAGCCAAACCACCUACACCCUGCGCGUCCGCGAGAACAACAGCCCCGCCCUGCACAUCGGCCUAGUGGAGCUUUUGAUGGCGCAAUAUGCCAGUAUCUACUUGCCUUUGGAUGAUGACAUUGUGCUUAUUGUUAAGGGAUUUGAAAGAAAAUACAUUGUAUAUUACUAUUAG
Puma concolor (puma) is the source of this 1536-nucleotide messenger RNA. NCBI's taxonomy places the organism in Eukaryota, Metazoa, Chordata, Mammalia, Carnivora, Felidae. The record is from RefSeq and is a predicted model, not a curated record.